UGCAGUUACGGGCGCGCCAAAACCGUGUCCACUACACUAUAUAUGCACUGAAAAUUGCCAGUUUCACAAUUUUAACAUUCAAAAAUCAAAAGUCCCACAAUGAAACCGCUCGUUCUUCUCAUACUCUUCACUCUAUUCCUUCUUCAAUACGCUUCCGCAGUACAAAUCCUCUCGAAAUCGAAGCUUCAAAAAUGUGAGAAAGUUUCCGAUUCGAACCGCCUAAAUUGCACCAACAAAAUCAUCAUCGACUUGGCUGUUCCCAGUGAAUCGAGUGGAAAUGAGGCUUCGUUGGUGGCAGAGAUAGUUGAAGUGGAAGAUAACUCAAGCACUAACAUGCGAACACUUCGAGUUCCCCCGGUGGUUACCAUUAACAAGUCCGCCGCAUAUGCUUUGUAUGAGUUGACAUAUAUACGCGAUGUUGCUUAUAAACCACAAGAAUUCUAUGUCAAUACACGCAAGUGUGAGCCAGAUGCUGGGGCAGAUAGGGUGAAAAUANCUACAGAAAUCUCAUCUUGUGCCUCGUUGAGAGAUGAGAACGGACACAUUAUCGAGAACACUCAGCCUACCUGUUGCCCUUGUGGAGAUCAGCGGAGAGUUCCUUCAUCAUGUGGAAACUUUUUUGACAAGAUGAUGCACGGCAAGGCAAACACUGCUCACUGUCUUCGUUUUCCAGGUGACUGGUUUCAUGUAUUUGGCAUUGGGCAGCGCUCAAUUGGAUUUACCAUCCGAAUUGACGUUAAGCAGCAAUCUCAGAAUUCGGAAGUGAUUGUCGGUCCGGAAAAUAGAACUGCUACAUCCAGUGAUAGUUUUCUGCGGGUUAAUCUGGUUGGAGACUAUGUUGGAUACACUGAUAUUCCGUCUUUUGAUGACCUCUACCUUGUUAUACCAAGACAGGGUGGCCCAGGUCAACCACAAAAUCUGGGGAGCAAUUUUUCCAUGUGGAUGCUACUUGAGAGAGUGAGGUUUACAUUAGACGGGCUUGAAUGUAACAAAAUUGGUGUAGGUUACGACGCGUUCAAUGCACAGCCAGAUUUUUGUUCAGCACCAUUUUGGAGUUGCCUGCACAAUCAACUAUGGAACUUUUGGGAUGCUGAUCAGAAUAGAAUCAGUAGAAAUCAGGUGCCGCUAUAUUGCGUGCAAGGAAGGUUUGAAAGAAUCAACCAGCAUCCAAAUGCAGGAAGUCAUGCAUUCUCUAUUGGAAUUACAGAAGUCCUGAACACAAAUCUUUUGAUAGAACUGAAUGCAGAUGAUAUAGAAUAUGUAUAUCAAAGGAGCCCUGGGAAAAUUAUAAGUAUUACAAUCCCAACUUUUGAAGCUUUAACUCAAUUUGGAUCAGCAACAAUUACAACAAAAAAUAUAGGUGAAGUGGAAGCGUCCUACAGCCUCACGUUCGAAUGCUCAGCCGGUGUCAGCCAAAUGGAGGAACAAUUUUAUAUAAUGAAGCCAAAUGAAGUCAUGACUCGAGCAUUCAAGUUGUACCCAGCAAGUGAUCAAGCUGCAAAGUAUAUCUGCUCAGCAAUACUGAAGGACUCAGAUUUUAAUGAAGUUGAUCGGGCGGAGUGUCAAUUCACAACCACAGCUACUGUUCUUGAUAAUGGAUCACAGAUUCCAUUUCAACCUCCUAAGACAAGCAUCAAUGGUUUCUUUGAGAGCAUUGAGGAUCUAUGGAAAAAAUUUUGGGAGAAUUUGACAGAUUUUAUCACUGGGAAAAGUUGCAGAAUGAAGUGCUCUGGAUUCUUCGACUUCAGCUGCCAUAUACAGUACAUCUGUAUCACUUGGGUAGUAAUGUUUUGCCUGUUCUUGGCAAUUCUUCCAACAGUGAUUGUACUACUCUGGCUUCUUCACCAGAAAGGUUUAUUUGAUCCUCUGUAUGACUGGUGGGAUGAUCAUUUUUCAAUUACUGAAGAUAGUCAUAUGAGUCAUUGGAAGCAUAGUUACACUCCUGACUCAUUAAGAAUUCAUCAUAAGAAGAAAAGCCAUAAACAUGAGCCAAGGCAUCAUAAGCAUCAUGCACUAAGGAGGCACACAAAGCUUCACAAUGAUCCAAGGCACGAGAAUCUUUUGAGAGAAACUGAUUAUCAUUACUACCUUCACCAUGUGCACAAGGAUAAGCACAAACACGGAAAAACCAAGAGCUCAGGCAUUACAAAGCCACUUCGUUCAAGGAAGGGAGAGGAUGACCAUUUGAGACAUCACAGACGAAUAAAAGAGAGAGAAACUUUGGGAGGACUUGUCAUAAACAAGAAGCCAAGUGCUGAAAUUCAAGAGGAAUAUCUAAGGCACAAACAUCCCAUCUUAAAUGACACACAUCAUAAGAGGCAAAUCAAGUGGAAAGACUGACUAGAACUGAUUUGACAGUGAUUGUCAAAGCCUUGCAGCUAUGUCAUGUAGAGAAGAUGUUAAAUUUGGUUUUUUCUUCUUUAUAACGUUCUUUUGACCCCUCUUAGAGUAUCUCUAGUUCAAACUAAAUACUCUAGAGAUA
Molecule: messenger RNA, 2482 nt
Organism: Nicotiana tabacum (common tobacco)
Lineage: Eukaryota; Viridiplantae; Streptophyta; Magnoliopsida; Solanales; Solanaceae
Source: RefSeq, a predicted model, not a curated record